UAGGCCAAGUGAUCUAGAUUAAUAAGGAUUCUGGUCCAUUCCUACCCUCAAGGCAUAUAUAUAUCAUUGGCCAGCUCGGACUAACCCCUGAAAGUCCCACUGGGCUGUAGCUAGCGGCCCCGAUUUAGCAAGGAUAUUCUGCAUAUCAAGAUAUCUCUCAUAAGCUCCCGUCGUCUCGGCCGCAGGUAUUCGCACCGAAAGUCAAUUGACACCUUAACGAAGAUACGCGAGAAAGCAAAUCACUCUCAGUGGAUCGCUCGGAUUCGACCCUCUUGUGAAACACCGGCCACGUCCUUUCUCAUUCUGUCUAUACCUAUGCCUCGAAAAGGUAGUCGGAAAGUUAGGACGGGCUGCCUGACCUGCAAAGCACGCAAGGUGAAAUGUGAUGAAGCGAAGCCACAUUGCAACCGGUGUAUCAAUAGCGGCCGCACGUGCGAGGGUUAUGUCUCUAAACCAACCCCUGGGCUGCUCUGGCAUCGGCCGCGCCAGCUAUUCCAAAGUAUCGAUAGCGCGAGCGAAGGGAGGGCCCUACAAUACUUUUGCGAGCAGACGGCUCAGUUCUUAUCAGGCGCAACAGAUCCAUACUUCUGGACCCAUCUAGUCAUGCAGUUCAGCAACUUCGAGCCAGCGGUCAGACACUCUGUGGUUGCUAUCAGCUCGUUAUAUGAACAAUUUCAAGACAAGUCCGCAUCUCACUCAGAUGUUCAACUGAAAGACAACAGCCUUGCGCUACAACAUUAUAAUGCUGCUAUCCGCGAGCUGAAAACGACAGAUAAUCAACCCCUGGUGCUACUGGUCUGUGUCCUUUUUAUCUGCAUCGAGUUUCUGCAAUCCAACAAAGAAGCAGCUAUUCAACAUUGCAAACAUGGUAUCGCAUUAUUGGAAAAUACCAAUUAUGCAUGGGCUAGAGAACACUUAGUUCCUGUUUUCCGACGCUUAAGUGUCUUUCCGUAUUUUUUCGGAGUUGGGAGUGCAGACUUCCCCGAUUUAGUCUUCGUGAACGAACCUCUGCCAGAAACAUUCAAUACUUGGGCCGAUGCUCAAACGGCCAUGGACAGCAUAAUGAGCCGGACUCUGAAACUGGUGAGAGGGGGUGACAUGUACCGAUUUGGAAGUUCAAGAUAUAGGAAAAUACCAACUGAACAACUGAGAGAGCAAGAGGAGAUUGGAUACCUCUUAGACAAAUGGCAACUAUUGUUUCAGGGCCUAGACUCUCGGUCAAUGUUACCAACUAAUACGUCUGUAGCCGAAAAGUAUAAGCUCGGAGUGGAUUUCAUCCAAGCGAUGUCGCGUAUCGUUCUCUCAGUACGCUAUGAGACUUGUCGAAUCUGGUUAAACAUAGCUUUCGAGGCCAACGAGAUAUGUUACGAUUCGCAUCUCGAUAGUUUCCGACGAAUGCUUGAUUCUUGCUUACUGCUUGACGCCGCGAUCCCUCACUCUUCUCGGACACCACCAGCCAAACGCACUCCGCGAUUCAUUUUCGAAACGGGUUUCACGCCGAUGAUGCACUUUAUGGCAACGAAAUGUCGCGAGUACAGUAUAAGGCUGGAAGCCUUACGAUUAAUAAAAGAAUUGGGAGUUCCGCGAGAGAACUUGUGGGAGGUUGAUCAGAUGUUCGCAAUAGCUCGACGAGUUAUCGAAAUAGAACAUGGCGUCUCGUUAAAUGAUCUUGGACAACCCGUUACUACACCAACAUAUCCUAAUUUUCCACCUGAUGAAAAUAGGAUACGGUACACCCCAACAGAACCCAAGGCAGCUGUGUAUAUUGACCAAAGUGGCAAGGAGAUACGGGGAUGGUCCGUGGGCUUCAUCAUGCCAGGUCAUCAUGAUAAUUACUCUAUUCACAGCGAAUUCAUCGCCGCCUAGACCCCUCGAUCUUUUAUUUAAUGUUGGUUCCAGCCAACAUUCCAACUCGGGGGUUAUAGCUUAUGAAGAGCCAAGUAGGACUGGGUUUCCUUAGAUACCCGAGUUUGUUUCCAGUCCGGUUCCGGCCAAACUAUUCAUCAAAGAGAUGAAAUAAAAUUUAAUUUUAUCAUAUCAUCAUACGUGAUAAGUUCUGUCUCGUAUACAUCCCUCCACGAUCUUAUGUCUCUCACUUUCCGUCCUCAUCAAGAUGGCAGAGUAUCAAACUUCGCGCUUACUAUUACUAAUCGUAAAAAAGAUAAAGCUCUUUUGUGCUUCAAACCCCGUGAUAGGAAAAUACUUAGGUAGACAAAGCGGCCACGAAAUAUCAUGGAUUAUACCGACAGCUAGGCAACUUUAUCAUCCCUGAGGCCUGGUACUGGUCUAACAAUGCAUUGGCACAAACUGGUAUCUUUAUUACUGCAGGAUUGCAAACAAAGAAGUAAAAUAUGUUCUUUAACACAAUAGACAUCAGAAGAACUUAGGUAUAUUUACCUCGGCAAGUGGAUCGGGUUUAAAUAGGCAUAAGAGAACUAUCACUGGCUGGAAGUCCAUGGUUCUCAUUUCUCUUCACUGAUGAUUUGAAGAUUUUUAUGAAAGAUGAC
Molecule: messenger RNA, 2507 nt
Organism: Annulohypoxylon truncatum
Lineage: Eukaryota; Fungi; Ascomycota; Sordariomycetes; Xylariales; Hypoxylaceae
Exons: 2
Coding region: 316-1866 (516 amino acids)
Biological process (GO): regulation of DNA-templated transcription
Molecular function (GO): DNA-binding transcription factor activity, RNA polymerase II-specific; zinc ion binding
Source: RefSeq, a predicted model, not a curated record